Acipenser ruthenus (sterlet) is the source of this 909-nucleotide messenger RNA. Its product is annotated as large ribosomal subunit protein eL8. Lineage: Eukaryota; Metazoa; Chordata; Actinopteri; Acipenseriformes; Acipenseridae. Bases 1 to 834 code for a protein of 277 amino acids. The transcript is spliced from 8 exons. Gene Ontology annotation, cellular component: ribonucleoprotein complex. Gene Ontology annotation, biological process: ribosome biogenesis. The record is from RefSeq and is a predicted model, not a curated record.
AUGUCUGUGUAUACGGGUGGCUUUUGUUCGGAAGUGCCGAAGGGGAAGAAGGCUAAAGGUAAGAAGGUGGCACCUGCCCCUUCUGUCUUGAAGAAGCACGCCGCCAAGAAAGUCGUCAACCCCCUGUUUGAGAAGAGACCCAAGAACUAUGGCAUUGGUCAGGAUAUCCAGCCCAAGCGUGAUCUGACACGCUUUGUGAAAUGGCCUCGCUACAUCCGGCUGCAGCGUCAGAAAGCCAUCCUGUACAAAAGGCUGAAGGUGCCCCCUUCAAUCAACCAGUUCACCCAGGCUCUGGACCGCCAAACCGCAACCCAGCUCUUAAAGCUGGCCCACAAGUACAGGCCUGAGACCAAGCAGGAGAAGAAGCAGAGGCUGCUGGCUCGCGCUGAGCAGAAGGCUGCUGGCAAAGGAGAUACCCCAACCAAGAGACCCCCAGUCCUCAGAGGAGGUGUGAACACUGUCACCACUCUGGUGGAGAGCAAGAAGGCUCAGCUGGUUGUCAUUGCCCAUGACGUGGAUCCCAUUGAGCUGGUUGUGUUCCUGCCUGCACUGUGCCGUAAGAUGGGCGUUCCAUACUGCAUUGUCAAGGGCAAGGCCAGGCUGGGCCGCCUGCUUCACAGGAAGACCUGCACUUCCUUUGCCUUCACACAGAUCAACCCUGAGGAUAAGGGAGCUUUGGCUAAGCUGGUGGAAGCUGUCAAGACCAACUACAAUGACAGAUAUGAUGAGAUUCGCCGUCACUGGGGAGGAAACGUCAUGGGUCCGAAAUCCACAGCCCGUGUCGCCAAGCUGGAAAAAGCAAAGGCCAAGGAACUGGCGACCAAGCUGGGUUGAAUCUUCCAAGCUUGUGUUUACCUGUUCUGUACAUAAAAAUAAAAAUCCCAGAAAAAAAGCAGUCUUGUAAUUUCA